Messenger RNA from Closterium sp. Yama58-4, 453 nucleotides. The record is from the annotation of a GenBank genome assembly. NCBI's taxonomy places the organism in Eukaryota, Viridiplantae, Streptophyta, Zygnematophyceae, Desmidiales, Closteriaceae.
AUGCCACGAUACUAUUGCGAUUAUUGCGACACGUACUUAACUCACGACUCGCCAUCUGUGAGGAAGCAACACAAUGCGGGUUACAAGCACAAGGCCAACGUGCGUACGUACUACCAGCAGUACGAGGAGGAGCAAACGCAGUCCCUCAUAGACCAGCGCAUCCGAGACCACCUCGGCUCCGUCCCCAUCGGUUCCGGCCUUCCCAUCGGCGCCGCAGCCGCAGCAGCAGCAGCCGGCGGCGCUGCCGCCCCCGGAGGGUUUCCCCAGCAGCUGCUGCGGCCAGGCAUGCCCCCCAUGGGCCUGCCUGGCAUGCCGGGGAUGCCUGGCAUGCCGUUUGGUAUGCCGGGGGGUGCUGGGCGGGGGGCGGUGCUGCCGCUGCCGGGGCAGUUCUUUGGCGCGCCGGGUAUGCGGCCGCCCAUGGGUGGUAUGGUGCUCAUGCGGCCCUCAAGAUGA